Cornus florida is the source of this 1627-nucleotide messenger RNA. RefSeq names its product ADP,ATP carrier protein 1, mitochondrial. Bases 217 to 1374 code for a protein of 385 amino acids. The record is from RefSeq and is a predicted model, not a curated record. The transcript is spliced from 4 exons. Gene Ontology annotation, biological process: mitochondrial ADP transmembrane transport; mitochondrial ATP transmembrane transport. Gene Ontology annotation, molecular function: ATP:ADP antiporter activity. Lineage: Eukaryota; Viridiplantae; Streptophyta; Magnoliopsida; Cornales; Cornaceae. Gene Ontology annotation, cellular component: mitochondrial inner membrane.
UCUGGUACUCUCUUUACACGCGCUGCUGUCGGCUGUUCUUGUCAUCCUCCCCUCCACAAUCAGGGACGAGCCUGACAGAGCACCGCUGUCUCGGCGACCUUUGACAGGUUACUCUCUCUACCGUCACCUCUGUAAAUUUUCUUGUUUAGGAUCUGUUUGGUUGCUGAGAAAACUGAUCAGAUUGAGAAGAAAAGGUCACUGCAUUGAAUUGUAGAGAUGGCGGAUGGAUCAGCACAUUCAUCAAUUUUUCAGAAGAUACACGGGCAAUCUUACCUUCUCUCUCAAAUUUCUUCUAACUUGCACCCAAGGAAUGCUGGUUUACACACUCUGACUGAUGCGUACGUGAAUGGAGGUCUGCAGAGUGCUCUGCUGCCAGCAUAUCGAGGCAUUGGCUUGGAGGUUGUAUCACCACUCUCUCCUAUUUUCAUACAAGCACCGUCAGAAAAAGAAAAAGGUCUACGUGGUUUUAUGGUGGAUUUUCUCAUGGGAGGAGUCUCUGCUGCUGUCUCCAAGACAGCUGCUGCUCCAAUUGAGCGAGUUAAGCUCUUAAUUCAGAAUCAGGAUGAGAUGAUCAAAGCUGGUCGACUGUCUGAACCAUACAAGGGAAUUAUGGACUGCUUUGCCAGAACAAUCAAGGAAGAAGGUGUCCUUUCUCUUUGGAGAGGCAAUACUGCGAAUGUUAUCAGAUACUUCCCAACCCAGGCGCUGAACUUUGCUUUCAAAGAUUACUUCAAGAGUCUGUUCAACUUCAAGAAAGACAGGGAUGGCUACUGGAAGUGGUUUGCUGGAAACUUGGCAUCAGGUGGUGCUGCCGGUGCUUCAUCUCUUCUGUUUGUUUAUUCCUUGGAUUAUGCCAGAACACGUUUAGCUAAUGAUGCUAAGUCAGCCAAAAAGGGUGGGGAAAGGCAGUUUAAUGGUUUAAUUGAUGUUUACAAGAAAACCCUCAAAUCAGAUGGCAUUGCUGGGCUUUACCGUGGAUUCAGCAUCUCAUGUGUGGGAAUUAUAGUGUACCGUGGACUAUACUUUGGAUUGUAUGAUUCUCUGAAACCUGUAGUUCUGGUUGGUGAGUUGCAGGAUAGUUUUUUUGCAAGUUUCUUGCUGGGAUGGGGAAUCACCAUUGGUGCUGGAUUGGCUUCUUAUCCAAUUGAUACCGUGCGUAGAAGAAUGAUGAUGACCUCAGGAGAAGCUGUCAAAUACAAGAACUCCUUGGACGCGUUCCGUCAGAUCGUCAAGAAUGAAGGCGUUAAAUCACUCUUCAAGGGUGCUGGAGCAAACAUCCUCCGUGCUGUUGCAGGAGCCGGUGUGCUUGCCGGUUAUGACAAGUUGCAAGUUAUUGUUUUAGGCAAGAAAUAUGGAUCUGGUGGUGGUGGUUAAUAUGAUAUGGUGAUGAUGACGAUAAUGAAGCAUGAUGAUUAUGUAGGUCUCCUUUUUUUUUUUUUUUUUUUUUUUCUCCUAUGAGUUUUAAUAAAUCUGCUGAAGAAUGUACUAAGGAUUUCCUAUUAGUUUUGUAGUACCAAAAUACAUAUUUUAAUGUUCUACUCUUGUUGUGUACUCUUGAGAUCCAGAAUGUAAAUUUCAGUGGCUUUUUUGGUGAGGAAUUAACUAAUAAAAUGUAAUAUAAAUGUAA